AUGUCUGUCUUACUUUUCCCGCCUAGGCAGCUAGAAAAGGAAAAGCUUGUGCAGCAAGGAUUUCCCCUCUUGAUUGUCAUAUUCUUCACUGAAGAGCUUUCUUCUCACUGGGGUUCUGGUAAGAUUUUUGCAUUCUGCACUCUCAGCCAUGGCCCGUACCCAGUCAAGGCUUUGGAUUCGUUCAGGUAUCUGCAGCUUCUUUGCAAGCUCUUUCCAAGUGCCCCAACACUACACACUUGUAAUAGAAGAUUGGUUUCAUGUCCACCACCUCUCCAGCAGUCUAAGCCAAUAGAACUCCAGAUUCUUUGGUUUUGUAGGCCAUUGGGUAUUUUCACCAUUAUUGUCGUUCUUGGCCUUGCUUGUUCGGUUACAGCUCGAGUAAUGAAGGAUGCCAUGACUGUGUUCGACGUUAUGAGUUACGGAGCUAUUGGCGAUGGCACGGCUGAUGAUACCUAUGCAUUCUCAAAGGCAUGGACUGCAGCCUGUGGGGAAGCUUCAGGUUUCCCUGUCAUGGUCAUCCCUGAAGGGAAGACAUUUCUCCUUAUGCCCAUACUGUUUCAGGGCCCUUGCAAGUCUAAAACUGUCGGUGUUAAGAUUUUAGGGACUAUCGUGGCCCCAGAGAAUCCUGUUAUGUGGAAUGGCAAGGACAUCGAUUUAUGGCUUGCGUUCAAAGAUGUGCAUGGCCUUUGGAUGGACGGUACUGGCUGGAUAAACGGUCGAGGCUAUAACUGGUGGGACCAGUCUUGCAGGAAUAAACCAAAACCGGGAUGCACCACUCAGGCACCUACGGUUGGUACCAAACUCCAUAACUUAUAUGUAAAACAUGUACAAAUGUUCAGUAUCUACUCCUGCAGCGAGGUUUUUGUUAGUAAUUUGAAGUUCAUCAAUAGCCCACAGUUCCAUAUCAAGGUUGGGUGGAGCAACAAGAUCCACUUCACUAAACUCCUUAUCAACUCUCCAGAAACUAGCCCCAACACUGACGGAAUUCACAUCGAAGCGACAAGCCAUGUCAAUAUACAUGGUGCAGUCAUAGCUGCCGGUGAUGACUGCAUUUCUAUUGGAAACGGAACAAGUGAUAUUAAUAUCAGCAACAUAAUAUGUGGACCUGGACAUGGUAUAAGCAUUGGAAGCUUGGGGAGGGGAGGAUCCACUGUAACAGUUGAUCAUAUUUCAGUGACGAAUGUUAAAUUCUUGAGAACCACAAAUGGAGCUCGGAUCAAAACAUGGCAGGGAGGAAGAGGAUAUGCUAGCAAUAUCAAGUUUGAGCAGCUCGAAUUCACAGAGGUACAGAAUCCCAUCAUCAUUGAUCAAUAUUAUUGUGAUAAACAAUGCAAAAAUGUGACGGAAGGCGUUCAAAUUAGCGAUAUUUCCUACAGAGAAGCCUUUGGGACCUCCAAGACACCUAUAGCGAUCAGCCUCAACUGUGAUGAGACCGUGGGAUGCAAAGGGAUUUUCAUGGAGAAUAUUAAAAUCACAUCGGCCAUCCCAGGAAAACCAGUCACAGCAUCUUGUUCAAAUGCUAAGGGAAAGAGGCUCGGCGAAGAUGAAACUGAUGAUGCCACUGCCGGCAAAGACGAAACUGAUGAUACCACCACUGGCGCAUCAAAGAGGCUCAAGAACGCUUGGCCAAGGAGCGAGAGGAGAUACUAA
Messenger RNA from Nelumbo nucifera (sacred lotus), 1650 nucleotides. The record is from RefSeq and is a predicted model, not a curated record. NCBI's taxonomy places the organism in Eukaryota, Viridiplantae, Streptophyta, Magnoliopsida, Proteales, Nelumbonaceae.